AUGCACAGAACUUAUUCAUUGAGGUCGCAAAAGGCACCGACUGCGUCGCAAUUGCAGUCUCCUCCACCCCCCCCUUCUACUACUAAGUCCAAAUUCUUCGGUAAGGGAGGAAUUGCAUCUUCGUUCCGUAAAACUGUUGCCGGCAACACUGGCCCCGAGUUAUCGAGGAAGUUGUCGCAAUACAUCAAGAUGGAGAAGAAUGUUAUGAGGGCAAUCGAGUUGACUGCAAGAGAGCGUAGAGACGUUGCUAAACAAUUGAGUGCCUGGGGUGAGACCAACGAUGACGAUGUCUCUGACGUGACAGACAAAUUGGGAGUUCUUAUUUACGAAAUUGGUGAAUUGGAAGAUCAAUACAUUGACAAGUAUGAUCAAUACAGAAUCACUUUGAAAACAAUUCGUAAUAUCGAGUCGUCUGUCCAGCCAUCGAGGGAUAGAAAGCAAAAAAUUACUGAUGAAAUUGCGCACUUGAAAUACAAGGAUCCCCAAUCUCCAAAGAUCAACGUUUUGGAACAAGAAUUGGUCAGAGCUGAAGCUGAAUCCUUAGUUGCCGAGGCUCAAUUGUCAAACAUCACUAGAGAACAGUUGAAGGCUGCCUUCAAUUACUUGUUUGAUGGAACUAGAGAAUUGGCUGAAAAGUACGCUUUAAUUGCUGGUUACGGAAAGGCGUUGUUAGAAUUAUUGGACGAUUCUGCUGUUACUCCUGGUGAAACUAGGCCUGCUUACGACGGUUACGAAGCUUCCAAGCAAAUCAUAAUUGAUGCUGAAAAUGCAUUGGCUGCAUGGACAUUGGAUUCCGCUGCUGUCAAGCCUACUUUAUCUUUACACCAUGACUACGACAGAGAAGAGCCUGCUGAUUCUGAAUUAGAUGAAGCAGAACACGAGUUUGCGAAGCACGAUGAAGAUGAAGGCGUUGAAGCUAAGUAA
Priceomyces carsonii is the source of this 924-nucleotide messenger RNA. RefSeq names its product lipid-binding protein (gene PIL1). Gene Ontology annotation, biological process: endocytosis; eisosome assembly. The transcript has a single exon. The record is from RefSeq and is a predicted model, not a curated record. Bases 1 to 924 code for a protein of 307 amino acids. Gene Ontology annotation, cellular component: eisosome filament; plasma membrane. NCBI's taxonomy places the organism in Eukaryota, Fungi, Ascomycota, Pichiomycetes, Serinales, Debaryomycetaceae. Gene Ontology annotation, molecular function: lipid binding.